AUGGCAAUUCGGCAGUUGGCCCUCUGCCUUAAUCUCAAUGUGCCUGAUGGGUACGUCCGGAGACACCGCACAAAAGAAAUUUUACACAGCGUGAAUGGCAGACUUCGGCCUAAACAGUUAAUUGCUAUUAUGGGGCCAUCAGGCGCGGGAAAAUCCACAUUACUAGAUGUCCUCUCUGGAUACAGAAUAUCUGGAGUUGGUGGCUCUAUAUUUAUUAAUGGAAGGGAUAGAAAUAUGAAGCGCUUCAAGAAAAUGUCAUGUUAUAUUCAGCAAGACGACCGAUUGCAAGGAUUACUUACAGUCAGCGAAAAUAUGACGUUAGCUGCUGAUCUCAAACUGCCCACUAAACUAGACAAAUAUGAAAAAGGAGAAGUGAUAGAAGAUAUUCUUACAAAUCUCGGUCUGUAUGAACAUAUGCAUACCAGAGGCGCCCAGCUUUCCGGUGGUCAAAGAAAACGUCUUUCAAUUGCCUUAGAACUCAUAAACAACCCUCUAGUCAUGUUCCUCGAUGAGCCUACAACGGGUCUAGACAGUUCAUCCUGCACGCAAGUGGUGCAACUAUGCCAAAGCCUUGCACACCAAGGCAGGACCAUAGUAUGCACAGUGCAUCAACCAUCGGCUUCACUGUUCGCUGUUUUUGAUGCCGUGUAUGUCUUGGCAUCAGGUCAAUGUCUGUACCAGGGUACCACUAAGAAUCUUGUACCGUAUGUGGAAGAAGCUGGAAUACCUUGCCCAAUUUAUCACAACCCAGCCGAUUAUGUUAUUGAAAUUGCAUCCGGAGAGUACGGCGAGGAUAAAUUAGAACUUCUCACAAAAAAGAUAGAUAAUGGCAAAGCUCAUAACUGGUUUGAUGAUCAUGAGUCUCUACCAACAAUGGAGUCUCUAAGAAAACUAUAUCCAUUAAGCGCUCUGAAGGAAAUAGAUGAAAGCUCAGGUUCAGAAGAAACGUCACAGGCGAAUCAAAGAUCUGUACUUAUUCGGCGAGGGUUCUUGAAGGCGAAGCGAGAUGCUACAAUGACCCACUUACGUAUUAUGGUCAACAUAGUGGUGGGUAUCAUGUUGGGGACGCUCUUCAUCAACGCUGGCAAUGAGGGCUCUCGAGUUCUGGAUAACUACAAUCUGCUCUUCGCUAUUUUAAUGCAUCAUAUGAUGUCACCAAUGAUGCUUACGAUACUCACGUUCCCAUCAGAGAUGUCUAUCUUACUUAAGGAGCAUUUUAAUAGAUGGUAUUCUUUGGGGUCCUACUACGUAUCUGUGACCAUCGUGGAUUUGCCAAUAUCUAUAUUUUCAUGCGCAAUAUUCAGCGUGAUCGUGUACAUUAUGUCGUCCCAGCCACUGGAAAUAACACGAUUCGCGAUGUUCUUCACAAUAUCACUACUCACAGUUCUAGUAGCACAGAGUUUCGGUCUUAUGGUGGGCGCCGUGUUUAAUGUUGUUAACGGCACCUUCCUUGGACCAACUCUCUCUGUACCAAUGAUGAUGUUCGCUGGCUUUGGAGUGACUUUACGUGACCUUCCGCCAUACCUUUACUGGGGAUCCUACGUGUCCUACUUACGAUACGGCCUCGAGGGCUACAUCAGCGCCAUUUACGGCCUCAACAGACAGACUCUAGCCUGUGAUGAGGCUGAAUACUGUCAUUAUAAACACCCCAAAGUGUUCCUCAAGGAUGUAGCAAUGGACCCAAAUAUGUUUUGGUGGGACACCGCCGCUCUUACAACCAUACUCCUAGUAUUACGUACCGCAGCGUUCCUUCUUCUUAGGUGGAAACUUAGCGCCGUGCGAUAA
Molecule: messenger RNA, 1785 nt
Organism: Pieris macdunnoughi
Lineage: Eukaryota; Metazoa; Arthropoda; Insecta; Lepidoptera; Pieridae
Source: the annotation of a GenBank genome assembly